Coregonus clupeaformis (lake whitefish) is the source of this 2188-nucleotide messenger RNA. Its product is annotated as ras-related protein rab7. Gene Ontology annotation, biological process: endosome to lysosome transport; phagosome-lysosome fusion. Bases 392 to 1015 code for a protein of 207 amino acids. The transcript is spliced from 6 exons. Gene Ontology annotation, cellular component: late endosome; phagocytic vesicle; lysosome. NCBI's taxonomy places the organism in Eukaryota, Metazoa, Chordata, Actinopteri, Salmoniformes, Salmonidae. Gene Ontology annotation, molecular function: GTPase activity; GTP binding. The record is from RefSeq and is a predicted model, not a curated record.
UCAAAGAUUGCUGACAGAGGUUGUUUUGGAGGAAGUGACAAGAGACUGAAAAAGAAAGAAAUAGGCCCUCUUCAAUUAAACCUGCAGGGAUUCCUCUCGCAUAAUAAUUUAUCUAACUUUGGAAACACGUGGCUUACCUACUAGUAUUGAAAGUAUAUAUUGCAUAGAAUUAAACAGACGUGCGUUCUGACAGCAGCGUUACCACACCGGCCCCAGACAGUUUCCGUCCGAUCUCCGCAGCUAGCCAGCUAACGUUAGGUUGUUGUCUGGGGUUGGGGGGGCAGCCAGACAAAAUUGAAGUCGUCUGUUUUUCAUCCAUCAAGACGAAGAGCCCAUUUGGACAUUCUUUAAUAUACCUUCCCUGGGAUUGGGUUGAUCAAGCUGUGGCACAAUGACGUCUAGGAAGAAAGUACUACUCAAAGUCAUCAUCCUGGGAGACUCUGGAGUUGGGAAGACCUCGCUGAUGAACCAGUAUGUGAAUAAGAAGUUCAGUAACCAGUACAAAGCCACAAUAGGAGCUGAUUUCCUGACGAAAGAGGUGAUGGUGGAUGACAGACUUGUCACCAUGCAGAUCUGGGACACAGCAGGGCAGGAAAGGUUCCAGUCUCUGGGUGUGGCGUUCUACCGCGGGGCAGACUGCUGUGUGCUGGUGUUUGAUGUAACUGCCCCCAACACCUUCAAGACGCUAGACAGCUGGAGGGACGAGUUCCUUAUCCAGGCCAGCCCCCGAGAUCCCGAGAACUUCCCCUUUGUGGUGCUAGGCAACAAGAUUGACCUGGAGAACAGACAGGUGACGACCAAACGAGCACAGGCCUGGUGUCAGAGCAAGAACAACAUCCCCUACUUUGAGACCAGCGCUAAGGAGGCCAUCAACGUUGAACAGGCUUUCCAGACUAUCGCACGCAAUGCUCUUAAACAGGAGACUGAGGUGGAGUUGUACAAUGAAUUUCCUGAACCGAUAAAGCUGGACAGGAACGAACGGGCCAAGCCAUCAGCGGAGGCCUGCAGCUGCUGAGGACCUAGCAGACUUACAGGGGUGCAACUGUCGGCCCUGCUACUCUGUCUUGCCUUGUCUACCCUUUAUCCCCCCCCCCCCCCGUGUGCUCUCCUCUGCCCAAUAUUAUCACUGGCCUUCGUAGAUGCAAGCAGAGUUCCGCUCGUAAAGUAUACUUUACACACACACACACUGUACUCAUCCCUGUGUACACAUCACACAUUUACUCUCAAGAUGAGUCUCCAAGCCCAAAGAACACCCAGGUGGAUAUUAGAGCAUUUAUUAACAUAAUAUCUGCAUAUUUUUUCCCCCUUAACCUGUCUCGUGGCUCAAACACCUUUUUAGACACCAUUGUUUCCAUGGCACCACCCAACACACAUACGCAUACAUACAGAAAUAAACUCCUGUGACAUAAGGGGGGUUAGAUAUAGUUCACUCCCAAAGUUCCAGUGGUAAAGGAGGUUGUGUAGGAUCAGAUUGAGAAAUGUAUAUCAACGUGUAUAUGGGGGUUAUACCAAUGUACUGCCUGAAGAUACAUGUGUUAAUUGGCUUGGAAGUGAACUAGCAAGUCCAACAUACAAGUGUUGUUCAAGGCAUUUUUUUGCACUUUGUUGUCAUGUAGACUUAUUCAAUCCCUGUUUGACACCUCAUUUUGGAGCCAUAAUAAAAAUAUUGUUUUUUUUUUAGCUCAAGGCUGAAGAGGCAAUGUGGAUUUUAACUGUUCCCCAACUGCCCUACACAUUGUUUCUCAAUGGGGGAAAGUCAAGCAGCAAAUGAUUAUUUUGUCAACAUUGAGACCUGACACAGGGGGUAGAGAAUCAAACCAAGGGAGGAUGUCCUAUCUGAUACAGUCGGGGAGGGGAUAGGUUUUCAGAGUAUAAAUAUCUCUGUACUAUUAUUAGCUAGUACCUCUGUCUUUUUACACUGUCAACUAUUGCAAACCUUUGUCUGUCAAUCGUUUAAGGCAAAAAACAUGUCUGUUAGUUUCCAUAUCUCGCUCUGCCGAUAUCUCAGGUUGGCAAAUUAUUUGUUAAGCGCUUUAUUUUUUAAAAACCGAUCAGAUAUUUUAGUCUGUUCGCAUAUGUUUAGAAUUUGAAUUGCAUCAUAGAGGACAAGAGAACACUUAAACAAAAUAUGGGGGAAAUGUGUUAGCAGUAAUCAUUAAGUUUUUAAUUAAAUGAUAAAUGCACUUCA